AUGAAUGUUUGCUCCGCGCCCCGACAAGGUGAGGUCCAGGUCUGGGUCCAGGUCUGGAUCUGGCCGCAGGCGCUAUCCAACCUGGGCCGGCUAGCCAGGUGCCAGGGAGACCCAACCAGAGCUGAUGCCGUCUGUACUGGGGGCUCAGGGUCAGGCGUCAUCAAAAGUGCAGCUCUGUGGAGCCACAAGGAGAUGAGGGCCGUCAACGCGACAUUACAAUAUCCACGGAACGAAGCUGGGCUGGGCUGCUCGGGGCAGGAAGGUCAGCCAGGGCAGGAAGUGUCCACUGUCAGCUCACGUCGCGUAGCCCAGCAGGGUAUUCGGCACCGACGCAGGCUUGCCCUUGCCCACCUUGCCCACCUUGCCCAGGCACGCAGUGGCACGCUCCUGCUGUGCACAGGUAACCAUGGUGGUGGACUAAUCGAGAAGGAGCGGUCGGGGUGGACUUGGGAGCAUGGAAGCCCAUUGAGGCCGAACCCCACGGGCAUGAGUCUCGACGAGAUAAGGCCAUCUCCGAUUCUCUCCCAUGCCUAUGCUAUGCUAUGCCAUGCCAUGCCCACGCCACGCCAUGCCAUGCCGCGUCCCGUCCAGAACAACAGCUGGUACACCGCACUGCAGCUUGCCAGUGCAAGUGCCAGCGCCAGUACCAGUACCACUGCCCUUACUGGCCCAGCGUCAAUGUUCACUACACUAUUGUGUACUAUGGAACCGCCUAGGGCUGAGGACACCUCGCACCGCACGGUCCAGCAGAACCGCAGCCCUGCGGCCGCGACUGCGAGGGGCGAGGCCGAGGGCGACGAGGGCGGUGGCCAGGCCUGA
Messenger RNA from Diaporthe amygdali, 819 nucleotides. RefSeq lists its product as uncharacterized. The transcript is spliced from 6 exons. The record is from RefSeq and is a predicted model, not a curated record. NCBI's taxonomy places the organism in Eukaryota, Fungi, Ascomycota, Sordariomycetes, Diaporthales, Diaporthaceae. Bases 1 to 819 code for a protein of 272 amino acids.